Messenger RNA from Diversispora eburnea, 140 nucleotides. The record is from the annotation of a GenBank genome assembly. NCBI's taxonomy places the organism in Eukaryota, Fungi, Glomeromycota, Glomeromycetes, Diversisporales, Diversisporaceae.
AUGCAGGUGAAUUUGCACAGUGUCAUGGGAAGGCCAUUCACAGUAAUAUACUUCAUAUCUUUAAUCCAGUCAUUGCUGAUUCCUAUAAAUCUGCUACAGACAUUUAUAUGUUAAUUAAGAUGAUGGAGAAAACUGGAAUG